UUAUGGCUUUAAUUAAUAGGAACUUUAUUGUAAAAGCUGAAAAAUUGCAUGAAAUGAAUAUAUUAUUGUUUAGAAACAUAGUUUUAACCAUGCGCAAACAAUAUCGUAUUCGUUUGCCUCAACGUUUUCAAUGUGUCCUUCAUCAGCAACCUCAAUCACAAACAGCAAUCACAUCAGCAUUGACAUCGAAUACUGUGUGUCAGAAUAAUCCAUCUAAUCCAUCGAUAUUGAAUAAUAAUCAUAAUCAUAAUCAUAACAAUAAUAAUAAUAUGAUGACGACAAAACCGAAAAACAAUGUAUGUCUUAUCGUUAUCGAUGGCUGGGGAAUAUCGGAUAUUCAACAUGGUAAUGCUAUUGCCAAUGCUGAUACACCAGUAAUGGAUUCAUUGGCUAAAAACACUGAUCAAUAUGUUACAUUGGAUGCAUCCGGCUUAGCUGUUGGUUUACCCGCUGGUCUUAUGGGUAAUUCAGAAGUUGGCCAUUUAAAUAUUGGCGCCGGUCGUGUCAUAUAUCAGGACAUUGUUCGUAUUAAUUUGGAUGUAGAGAAAAAAAUGAUUGGUCAGAAUGCAAAUUUUGUUGGAGCUUGUGAACGAGCUAAAUCACAGAAUGGUCGACUUUUACUCCUCGGUUUGGUCAGCGAUGGUGGUGUUCAUGCUCAUAUUGAUCAUCUUUUUGCAUUGAUUGAAGCGGCCAAAAGCAAUGGUGUACCGAAAACAUUUGUUCACUUUUUCUCUGAUGGCCGUGAUACUAGUCCGACCUCCGGUGUUGGUUAUGUUCGUUCCGUAUUAGACCGUACGAAACAAUUAUCAUAUGGAUCAUUAUCAACAAUAAUGGGACGUUAUUAUGCAAUGGAUCGCGAUAAACGAUGGGAACGUAUUCGUGUUGCUGUCGAUGGUCUUAUCGAUGGUGUCGGUGAAACGGCCACUGUCGAUAAUGUAAUAGAAUGUAUUGAAAAUAAUUAUAAAAACAAUGUAACCGAUGAAUUUCUUAAACCAAUCAUUGUUGAUCGUGAAGGUCUUAUCCAAAACAAUGAUACGUUAAUAUUUAUCAAUUAUCGGGCCGAUCGUGUUCGUCAAAUCACCGAAACAUUAGGCAUACGACAGAAUUUCGAUACACCAAAAGAAAAUAUGCCGAAAAACAUUGAAAUCAUAACGAUGACUGAAUAUAAGAAAGAAUUUCCAUUCAAACAACUUUAUCCACCUGGAAUACCGAAAAAUGUUUUGGCAGAAGUAGUUAGCUCGGCACAAUGGCCACAAUUUCAUACGGCAGAAACGGAAAAAUAUGCGCAUGUAACAUUCUUUUUCAAUGGUGGCCAAGAGAAAGAAUUUCCCGGUGAAGAUCGUGUUAUGGUUCCAUCUCCUAAAGUAGCUACAUAUGAUUUACAACCAGAAAUGAAUUGUGCUGGCGUAGCGGAUGAAAUGGUCAAAGCAAUGGCUUUGAAAAAAUAUCCAUUUGUUAUGUGCAAUUUUGCACCACCCGAUAUGGUCGGCCAUACGGGUAAAUAUGAACCGGCUGUAAAAGCUUGUAUGGCUACGGAUAAAGCAAUCGGUGUUGUGAAAAAAGGUUGCGAAGAAAAUGGCUAUGUUUUAUUGAUCACAGCAGAUCAUGGUAAUGCUGAAAAAAUGUACGAUGAUAAUGGUGGCCCAUUAACAUCACAUACGACAAAUAGGGUGCCAUUCUCUAUGUCAAAUACAACCAUGAAAUUCAAUGGUGGGGGUCAUAAUGCAGCAUUAUGUGAUGUUGCACCAACCGUACUCGAUCUACUUGGUUUGCCAAUUCCUACCGCUGAUAUGACAGGAAAAUCAUUGUUAGCCGCUUAAGCAAAAAUUAAAAGAUUAUAGCGUUUC
Messenger RNA from Dermatophagoides farinae (American house dust mite), 1847 nucleotides. RefSeq names its product 2,3-bisphosphoglycerate-independent phosphoglycerate mutase. Gene Ontology annotation, molecular function: manganese ion binding. NCBI's taxonomy places the organism in Eukaryota, Metazoa, Arthropoda, Arachnida, Sarcoptiformes, Pyroglyphidae. Gene Ontology annotation, biological process: glucose catabolic process. Gene Ontology annotation, cellular component: cytoplasm. The record is from RefSeq and is a predicted model, not a curated record.